UUCCAAGUUCUGAGCCGUGUUAGAGAACCGCCGCUUCGCCGUUUGAGUCUUGGUAACGAAGAACAAGGGCUGAUUUGGAAGGUCGACUCCAAAUUUCCGGUGCAUCAGCGCAGGACAGUCCAGCAGGCCGUGUAUGGACUGUCCUGCGAGCUUUAUCGUCUUCCUCGGCGAAGAUCGAAGUGCCGUUGUGUGGGAGUGGAUGCGGGUUAUGGAAGUGCUUGGAAACAGCGUUAUGGAAAGACUUGGAAAUCGACCAAGUUCCGAGAAGCUCACGCGUUUGUCGGUCACGCAGGCAAGAGAGGCCGAAUAGGAAAUUUCUUCCAUCGAAGGUCGGGGAGAGGACAAAAGGAGGCCGGCCAGUGAUCACCCUUUGCCCCGUAGCACUUGCUUAACAUCACCCAAGGCAAACGUCUCGCUUUCACAAACAAGCUAAACACACACUAUGUUCCGCUCGUCAGCAAAGCUUGCAAGGGCUGCCCUCUCCGGCAGGGCCGCCACCGCCAACCAGGUCAGGCACUUUGGUGGCCACAAGGAGAUCAUGUUUGGCCAGGAGGGCAGGCAAGGUCUCGCUCGUGGUGUCGACAUCCUCGCAAAGGCUGUCGCCGUGACCCUCGGACCUAAGGGAAGGAACGUCCUCAUUGAGCAAUCAUAUGGAUCUCCAAAGAUCACCAAAGACGGUGUGACUGUUGCCAAGUCCAUUGUCCUAGAGGACAAGUUCGAGAACUUGGGUGCUCGUCUUGUGCAAGACGUUGCUAACAAGACCAACGAGACUGCUGGAGACGGAACCACCACUGCCACCGUGCUGACCCGUGCCAUCUUCACCGAAGGUCUGCGGAACGUUGCUGCCGGUGUCAACCCCACUGAGAUGAGGAAGGGUGUCCAACAAGCCGUCGACACCAUCGUCAAGGUUCUCCAGGACAACAAGCGCAACAUCACAACGUCCCAGGAGGUCGCACAGGUUGCUACCAUCUCCGCCAACGGUGACAAGCACGUCGGUGCGUUGAUUGCUCAGGCUAUGGAGAAGGUGGGCAAGGAGGGUGUCAUCACCGUCCAGGAAGGCAAGACUCUCGUCGACGAACUCGACAUCACCGAGGGUAUGCGCUUCGACCGCGGAUACAUUUCUCCAUACUUCAUCACCGACACCCGCACCCAGAAGGUUGAGUUCGAGAAGCCUUUGAUCUUGCUCUCCGAGCGCAAGAUCUCGCUUCUCCAGGAUCUUCUCCCCGCUCUUGAGGUCGCCGCUACCCGUCGUCGCCCUCUUCUCAUUGUUGCUGAGGACGUUGACGGUGAGGCGCUUGCCGCAUGUAUCCUCAACAAGCUCCGUGGACAGGUCCAGGUUUGCGCCGUGAAGGCUCCUGGCUUCGGAGACAACCGUAAGGCCAUCCUCCAGGACAUGGCCAUCCUGACCGGCGGGACGGUCUUCAGCGACGAGGUCGACCUCAAGCUCGAGAAGUGCACGCCAGAAGACCUCGGAGCCGCCAACUCCGUCACUAUCACCAAGGAUGACACCAUUUUCCUCAACGGAGCUGGCUCCAAGGAUGCCAUCAGCCAGCGCUCUGAACAACUCCGCUCUCUCAUCAACAACACCACCUCCGACUACGAGAAGGAGAAGCUGCAAGAGCGUCUCGCCAAGCUUGCUGGCGGUGUCGCCGUCAUCAAGGUCGGUGGCUCCUCCGAGGUCGAGGUCGGCGAAAAGAAGGACCGAUUCGUCGAUGCUCUGAACGCUACGCGCGCCGCUGUCGAGGAGGGUAUUGUCCCCGGUGGAGGCACAGCCCUCCUCAAGGCCUCUAAGUUCCUCGCCAACAUCAAGCCCGAGAACUUUGACCAAUCCCUCGGUAUCGACAUUGUCCGCAAGGCCGUCCUCGCCCCUUGCAAAACCAUCGUCAACAACGCCGGCGAGGAAGGAUCCGUCGUCGUCGGUCGCCUGCUCGAGUCCUACAACAUCCCCGCGGAAGGCACCUCUGCCUCUGCCGACUCCUCGAACUUCAACUACGGAUACAACGCCGCCACGGGAACGUACGUCGACAUGAUCAAGGAGGGUAUCAUUGACCCUCUCAAGGUCGUCAGGACCGGUCUCGUUGAUGCUUCCGGUGUCGCUUCCCUGCUCACCACAACCGAGUGCAUGAUCGUCGACGCACCAAAGAAGGAGGGUGCUGCGCCUAUGGGUGGCAUGGGUGGAAUGGGCGGUAUGGGCGGCAUGGGUGGCAUGAUGUAGAGAGCGUUUUCCAACAUUUCAUAUCCAUCCCUUCAUCUCUUGCAUCUCAUCAUCCCCGCAUCGCAUCACAUCAUUCCUUAUCUAUAAUCGCGUCAAUUGGGCGCCUCUUAGCUUCGAAUCGAGUAGAUAGCCGUCGCU
This is a messenger RNA of Fimicolochytrium jonesii, 2353 nucleotides long. RefSeq names its product chaperonin Cpn60/TCP-1 family. Lineage: Eukaryota; Fungi; Chytridiomycota; Chytridiomycetes; Spizellomycetales; Powellomycetaceae. The coding region runs from base 443 to 2215 and encodes 590 amino acids. The record is from RefSeq and is a predicted model, not a curated record. The transcript has 2 exons. Gene Ontology annotation, molecular function: ATP binding; ATP-dependent protein folding chaperone; protein-folding chaperone binding. Gene Ontology annotation, biological process: apoptotic mitochondrial changes; protein import into mitochondrial intermembrane space; protein refolding. Gene Ontology annotation, cellular component: mitochondrial matrix; mitochondrial inner membrane.